This is a messenger RNA of Lithohypha guttulata, 2124 nucleotides long. RefSeq lists its product as uncharacterized. The transcript has a single exon. Lineage: Eukaryota; Fungi; Ascomycota; Eurotiomycetes; Chaetothyriales; Trichomeriaceae. The record is from RefSeq and is a predicted model, not a curated record. Bases 1 to 2124 code for a protein of 707 amino acids. Gene Ontology annotation, cellular component: nucleus.
AUGACGGGCCGGUCGUUGCGACAUCAGAAAAGGCAAACACGCCUCAGCUUUCAUCCUCUACCCGACUUGUCCCCUGCCAAAGAAACAUAUAGCGCAGCCGUACAAGGCAGACUGGCGUCUGUGCGCUACCAAGGCUCUAGACAGUCAUCAAGGUCAGCUGCGCGGAAUCUCACCACUGAACCAGAACCACUUCUCACACCAGAGCCAUCGUCCCAACCUAAUGCCAAUGCGCCACGUGCUUCAUCGCCUCUGAGCGACCCGCCGUCAACUCCAGAGAAAUCCGACGAGAUCAGAGAGCAGGAGGAAGAUGAGAUUGUGGUGUCAUCCAGCAAGCGAAGGAAGUUGAACGCGAAUGGGUCAGCCGAGACACCUACACGAAGACCUUCAAGAUUACAUCACCUCGAAACACCACCUACCGAUCUCUCACUACGGUCCAGGACGAAGGCCCAGAACACAAGCAGGAUUGCAUCUUCGCCGCCAUUACUUCGAGCUCCGAGUAUAGGCUCGCCAGAGACAAGUGGCGACGAAGAGAUUUCUAUCUUCACAAAGCUAACCUCACGAAGAAAACCAACACGGCAAGAAGGCGAUGACGACCCUUUCGUCGUAGACGACGACAUAGAAGACGAACCUGAGUUGCGACCGAACAGAACCAGAAGAACAUCAAGACCAGAUCGUGCCCCCAAAGAUGACUUCGUAGCAGAUGACGAUGAAGUAGAGUAUGUCUCAAGUAGCGACGAAGCUGUUCAGCGCAUCGAAAAACAGAAGAGUCGCAAGAACAAACGACGCGAGAGAUCACGGAGAGAGCAGAAUGAGCUAGAGGAAGACCUUGAAGACCUCGUAGGAUCCGGCAAAGAUGACGAUGUGCCAGAUGUGGACGCCGUCAAUACAAACGUCCGGCGCACACGAGGUGGUCCAGUCACGACAGAAAGAGACAGAAGGCGCGAGCAUAUCGAGACACUCAAGCGUAGAAGGGCUGGAGAAAAGAUCCCACGUGUCCAGGACUCGGACGACGAGCAGUUGGAUGAGUUCGACGAGCAGGACGGAGCAGACAUCAAUAGAAUCGGUCUCCACACAUCUUCACCACGGCGUGCCCUUGAAAGGAUAGAGAUAUCGUCCAACUCUGAGGAUGAGCAACCUCAAGAAGCGGAGUCUAUUGAAAUCGAAGAUGACGAUGACUUUGUGGUCGAAGACGAAGAGGAAGUCCAGCACGGCAGGAGCCCUCAAUCUGGCAUACCACUGGCAUUCACUUCCUUUGCCAGCAGCAAGCCCAAAGAGCUCUUCAUACAUGUAGUGGAAUGGCUAGUGAAGAACAAGAUCGCACCAGCAUUCCAACGGGACGACGAGCUGUAUGAACUUUCCUGGAACAAGAUCAACGACCAAAUAAAGGCACAAGCAGGUAGUAGACUCAUCUCAAGUGCUUGGGGUGAGGAAUUCAAGAACACCAUUCUUGCACGUCCACGGAUGCAAGUCAGCUUCACAUCCGGAGGCGAUGAUGAGCUCUUUCUCAAUUGUGAUGCCUGCAACAGGACCAACCAUCCAGCACGUUACGAAUUCAAGUUUUCUGGUCAUGCAUACCACCCAGACACUCUCGAACCAAUCGAUGAGGAUGCAGACGAGAGCGAGUCAGACAAAGAGGAAGACGACGACGAAGAUCAGGACGACAAAGCGUCAUACGAUGCAGCAGGACACCUUCUCCCUCGAGCCGGCCGCACAUUCAAUCUUGGUCGCUUUUGCGCUGCGAACGCAGAGAUGGGUCACAAACUGACUCACUGGAAAUACCACUUGAACCAAGCCCUUCUAUCCUACCUCGACGAACAAGGCGUUCUCUCCGCCGAAUCCAUCCUAGCACGCGAAAAAAUGAGCAAGAAGAAGCGAGAGAAACAGGCCGAAGAAAUAGUCGACACUAUGGACGCUACGGGUGUGAUCAACGAGAUGUGGCGGGACUUGCAGAAUGACCUUGAGGAUGCAAGAUUUGGUAUGGAGGAUCAUGUUGCGAAAGGUGGGAAGAGGAACCACAAGAGAAUUGGAAAGGUGAGAGUUGAUAGAGGAGAUGGCAAGAUUGAGGAAUGGAGUGAGGGCGGAAAGAUGAAGAUGGUUGUGCUCAGUGACUCGGACGGCGAGUAA